Messenger RNA from Myxozyma melibiosi, 1201 nucleotides. RefSeq lists its product as uncharacterized. NCBI's taxonomy places the organism in Eukaryota, Fungi, Ascomycota, Lipomycetes, Lipomycetales, Lipomycetaceae. Bases 1 to 1095 code for a protein of 364 amino acids. The record is from RefSeq and is a predicted model, not a curated record. The transcript has 3 exons. Gene Ontology annotation, cellular component: nucleus; cytoplasm; membrane. Gene Ontology annotation, molecular function: adenyl-nucleotide exchange factor activity; protein-folding chaperone binding. Gene Ontology annotation, biological process: protein stabilization.
AUGUCGCAGCACACUUUCCGCCAUCGUCCACCAUCGCAGACCACCGCUCUUCGCCGCUUCUUCCCCAUCGCCAGCCGGUCUCUUCUUGCUCCUCCUCUUCUCCCGCUCUGCUCUAGCGACGAGUCUUCACGCUCCGUCUGCUUGUCUGCUCAGCCACCGCUCACCCUGUCGUCCCCCUCCGCAGCCGCCUCGUUCGCUGCCGCGAAAGCUGCUGCGCUCCAGGCCCAGCUCAGCCAGCUCUCGGCUACCCUCUCGCUCCACAAAGACUCCGGCAUCGCGGCCCUGCUCUGCGCUCGCGAACGUCUGCUUUCGUCGCACUUUGCCCAGUCGCUCUCGAAAGAGUACAAGCAAGCCCUCGUCGCGCUCUCCGAGGCUUCUCCUCUCGGCCUCACCUUCACCGUCGUCGCCGUCCUCUCCGGCCUCGCCCUCGGCACUUUCGCAAUGCGUCGCUUCUUCGGUCUCGACGAACCCCAAUCCGGCCGCACAUCCUCCCCGUCCUCCUCCUCUCUCUUCGCCGACGCAAGCAAACCCGACCAUGUCCUCGUCAAACACGGCAAGCAAUUCCUCCGCGUCGACUUCUCAAAACCGGGCGACAUCUCAAAGGGCAUCGCGACCGUAGGCGACGUCCGCGCCACCACCGCCCGCUUCCUCGGCGUACCAAAGAACGACGUGAUCCUCGUCUACUCUGGCAAGAAGCUCCGCGACGACAAAGACACGCUCGCGAGCCAUAAAAUGAUGUCCGGCUCGCGCAUGAUGUGCCUCGUCUCGUCCGUGCAGAACGCACCUCCCGCGGCGCCUGCCCGCCCAAUGCCGCAGAAGCCAAAGAAGCCGACUGAUCCUAUCGAACAAAUAAACCUUGUCAUGGACUCCGCUGCCAAGGAGCUCGUGCCUAUGAUUGACGCCUUUGUAGCUGCUCCGCCGAACGACCAUGGCGACAAACACCGCAUGCUCUCAGAACUCAUUCUGCAACGCCUAUUCGCUCUAGACGAGGUCGACACUCACGAGAACCCAGAGGCCCGGAAGCGGCGGAAAGAAGCCGUCAACAAGUUCCACGAAUACCAAGCACGGGUUGACGAAGCCAAUGUCGGCGAGUAAAAUAGACGUUCUCAGAGUGAUUUAUAUACACAUUUUUCUCUCCAUGCAGUUCGGGAUGAAGGAUAUUGUCAACAAUGUAAAUAUGCUAGAUAGCAACUGAAAGACG